Messenger RNA from Bacillus rossius redtenbacheri, 2165 nucleotides. RefSeq lists its product as uncharacterized. The transcript has 4 exons. NCBI's taxonomy places the organism in Eukaryota, Metazoa, Arthropoda, Insecta, Phasmatodea, Bacillidae. Bases 415 to 1500 code for a protein of 361 amino acids. Gene Ontology annotation, molecular function: nucleic acid binding. The record is from RefSeq and is a predicted model, not a curated record.
UGUGUAAAUGAAACAGUGAGAGAAGUGGUGUGUUGGCAAUGAUUAGAACGAAAUAGUUCCAUAGCCAAAAUAUAUAUUUUUUGACUUUCCGCGUGUAUUUAAGAAUUUGUUUGGGUAUUUGUUAAGUUUGAACAUUUUUUUAAAUCUCUGGUGAAAUAAAAACGUUAUGUUAACGGUAAAAAAAUAUUACGUGCCGAAACCGUGGUCGCGCAUUAAUAAUGUUAAUAGUCACUUGUUUGUUUUCUCUUUCAGCCGCUUUCAGCAGCUCUUUAAGCAGUCUGCAGUCUGUACGCCAUUUUGCAGUGUGUUUUAAUAUAUUACUGACCGUGAAAUAACGUACAGUUUGUGUUUCAGGAUUUUGUGUUAAUAUUGUGUAUUUUAACUUUGUUAUAUUAUUUAUUAUCUACUAUUGUAAUGAUGGAAUUUGUUAUCGUUUUGAUAUUUUGUGUGGUUCUUGUGAUUGCUGUAAUGGUAAUUGGUUCCGGGAUGGGGAAAGCUACUUCGUCGCAGCGUCAGAUGGACAUCAUUAACGUCGCUCAGAACUUAUAUCUUUUAAUUAGGAAAGGCGACUUGAAGAAAUGUGACGUUACGCAGACGACCGCGUUUCUUCUCAACAUCGCAAAGUCAACUGUUCUCAAGUACUACAAGAAAGACAUUGAAGAAGUUUCAACACCAGGAAAAAAGAGGAAAAAAAGGCCACAGGAAGGAAAGUCACUUGACACAGUCGACGAUUUCACAGUAAAUGCAAUCAGGAAUGCAAUUUACAGGAUGUACGCUGAAGGUUUGAAUGUUACAGUCGACACCAUUUUGAAAGAAAUCAGGGAAAGACAAAUAGAUUAUUAUGGUGGAAGAUCAAGUCUUCAUAAAUUGUUAAAGAAGAUGGGAUUUUCAUGGAAAACUGUUGAUGGACGAAAAGCUUUGAUAGAGAAUGAAAACAUAGUAUUGCAGCGAAUAGAUUUCUUGAGAAAGUAUAAAGAAGAAAAAGAAAGAGGUGCCAAUUUCAUAUUUGUUGAUGAAACAUGGAUUUUCCAGAGAGGCAAGGCAUUAAUUUAUUUGAAAAUUUGUUCUGUGGUCCAAUACAAAGUAUUUCAUUUCCAUUUCAUAUAUUUUUCAGGAACUGUAUCAAAGUCAUGGCAGGACAAGAGUCUACAAUCUGCGAAGAGACGUACUGUUGGAGAUGGUAAAAGGUUUAUUGUUGUUAAUGCUGGAGGGCGCACUGGCUUUGUGCCAGGAGCAGGAUUACUUUUUGUUUCAGGUCAGAAGACUGCAGACUACCAUGGCGAGAUGAAUGGGGAAACUUUCUUGAUGUGGUUUGAAGACAUGUUGGUGCAUCUUGAGGAACCCAGUGUCAUCAUAAUGGACAAUGCUUCAUAUCACAGCACCCAGAUGGGCGAGGUGUGUGGAUCACGUGGAGAAGCUAAUUCAAGCAGACUGGGAGAGAGAAGUCCACAUAGACAGCGGCACCAUUCCUCCACUCAUCAUCCACCUCGGCGAGGAUAGUUCAAGUGAAGACAGUGACAGCGAAGAAUUUGAGGUUACGACACAGCAAGUAGAUGGAGACAGUGAAGUACUGGCAGUUCCUCUUGAUGAUUUACCCGGGUGUUCUUAUUGAGGUCUGUAUGUAAUAAACACCUGGGCAACUGUAAGUAUUGGGGUUUGAAACAUUUUUUUUUUCUUUUAUGCAUUCCCAUGAAGUAUGUUGAUUACUGGAACUUUAUGUAUUAACUUUAUAUUACACGUAUUAUGAAAUGAAUAUUAAAUUUCAUUUCUGGAUUCGUAUAGGUGUAUGUGAAACAUUUUAUUUUGUUGUGUGUCUUCAUUUUUCAGUGAACUUACUUGGAAAACAAAAAGCCAGUCCCCAUCCAGGGCCACAAAUAAAUAAUGCAUAUAAGUGGUAUAGAAAUUACUGUCAAUUCUUCACCACAAUUUUACUGUUCAUAAAAUUAUGAUUUUGUCUAAUAAGUAUACUCAGGAAAAUGUAUAUAACCAUAUUUUUAUUUGUGGCCUUAACCGGCAAAAUGGUAGGGGUUUAUUAAAUAAAAGAAGAAAAUUCAUUUUUAAAUGUUUUCAUCUGAAUUUGUUAAUUUUAUUAAACCUUCAAUCCUUAGUCUUUUCCAGAUUGCUUAGAUGGACAGCCAUAUGUAUAAUUUACAAUACUUUUUUUU